Molecule: messenger RNA, 1834 nt
Organism: Ficedula albicollis (Collared flycatcher)
Lineage: Eukaryota; Metazoa; Chordata; Aves; Passeriformes; Muscicapidae
Gene: PLA2G7
Product: phospholipase A2 group VII
Exons: 11
Coding region: 100-1716 (538 amino acids)
Molecular function (GO): 1-alkyl-2-acetylglycerophosphocholine esterase activity
Source: RefSeq, a predicted model, not a curated record
CCGCCCCGGGGGAGCCCGGCCGGGCGGCGGGGCGCCGGGGAGGGAUGGCUCCGUGUCUCCUUCCCCGAGGAGAAGGCGGCAGGUAGAGGCCAGCCCGGGAUGCGGCUGCUUCCCCCGGCGCUGUGCGCGUCGCCGGGGCCAGCCCGGCGCCCAGGGGUCACCCCAGGCACGGCCGCACCGCCCCGACACCCGCUCCGGCACGGGCAGCCCGACCUUGUCUCGCCAGGGGCCGAGCCCGGGGUUCGUCAUUCCUCCUGGAAAAAUGGCAGUGGCGUUGUGUUUCUCCGUGAUAUCCCACUCCCCCUGAUGCACAGCCCGGUUUUCCUUGAGGAGCAGCAGAAUCCUCCCUCUGUGCGGUUCGUAGCACCGCACAUCUCCCGAGUGCCGCUGCGGCCUCGCCAGCCAAAGGUUUCAUCCCGCUUUUCUGUAAGUGCACGGUGCUGUCUGCUCCUUGGGAUUCAGGAUACAACAAGGAAAAUCCCCAGUAGAACAGGUUUGUCGGUGAAGGCACCAAUGGAAAUGUGGAGCACCAGCAGCACUGAGAGGUUUUACAAGAUCCCUGAAGGAAAGGGGCCACACUCGGUUGGAUGUACAGACCUGAUGACAGAAGAUGCAGUUGAGGGAAGCUUUUUGCGCUUGUAUUAUCCAGCAUAUGAUGCCACAGAUAUUGAAGAGGCCCGAUGGAUUCCAGACAAAGAAUAUUAUCAGGGACUCUCUGACUUCCUCAAUAUGUACCGAGCUGUAGGAGAAAGACUUUUCCAUUACUAUGUUGGUUCAGUGACCUGUCCUGCAAAGUCAAAUGCUGCUUUUAAACCAGGAGAAAAAUACCCACUUCUUGUUUUUUCCCAUGGACUUGGAGCUUUUCGGACAAUCUAUUCUGCUAUUUGCAUAGAAAUGGCUUCUCAGGGCUUUAUAGUGGCUGCUGUGGAGCACAGAGAUGAAUCUGCUUCAGCCACGUAUUAUUGUAAGAGAAGAUCCGUUUCUGAGUCACAGGAAGAGUCCACACCUAACGUGGAGAAGGAGUGGAUCUACUACAGGAAGCUGAAAACUGGAGAGGAGGAGCGCUGCUUGCGCCACAAGCAGGUGCAGCAAAGAGCACAGGAGUGUAUCAAAGCUCUCAAUCUCAUUCUUAAAAUCAAUUCAGGAGAGGAAGUAACGAAUGUACUACAUUCAGACUUUGACUGGAAUAGCCUAAAGGAUUCUGUUGAUACUAGCAGAAUAGCUGUGAUGGGACACUCUUUUGGUGGUGCUACAGUUAUUGAAAGUCUCAGCAGAGAAAUAAGAUUCAGGUGUGGCAUUGCCCUGGAUGUAUGGAUGCUUCCUGUAGGUGAUGACAUUUACGAAAACAGCGUCCAGCAACCACUGCUGUUCAUCAACUCUGAAAAAUUCCAGUGGGCUGAGAACAUCUUAAAGAUUAAGAAGCUCAUCUCCAAUGACAUAAACAAGAAAAUGAUCACUAUCAAGGGGUCAGUACAUCAGAGCUUUCCUGACUUCACCUUUGUGAGCGGAGGAAUCAUUGCAAGAUUUUUCAAAUUAAAAGGAGAAAUAGAUCCAAAUGAAGCUAUUGAUAUCAGCAAUCAUGCUUCAUUAGCCUUCCUACAGAAACAUCUGAGUCUUAAGAAGGAUUUUGAUCGGUGGGAUUCUCUUGUGGAUGGCAUAGGACGCAAUGUUAUUCCUGGAACCAAUAUUGUCACAUCUCCAGCUGAACCUGAAUAAGGAAUUCAAAAAAGUAUUGAAAAUGCCACAUCAGGACACUAAUAUUGGUCAGACAUUGCUUAGACAUGUGGUGGUAUUAAACGUCUACAAAGCUUCUGGGGUGUGGAACAAAAAAAAA